AUGGGGGUGCUGCAGGAGGUGGUCAUAGGCUGUUCAGGAGGAAUGGGCUGGGAAGGUGAGGAGCAGGAACUGCACUCUAUGCAAAGAGGUGGCAGCAGUGCAUGGGCAGUUGCCUUUGGACAGAGCAAGCUGGACCAGAGUGUGAAGGUGAUCAAUGAGCUGACAAGGAGGGGGGAUACUCUGCUGGAACUAUUGCUCACAAAGAAGGAAGAACUGGCCAAAGGUAUAAAGGUUGAGCCUCAGACCAUUCAGCAAACUCUUCAAAGGACACUGCAGUACUUUGAGCAUCAAGUUAUUGGUUACAGGGAUGCAGAGAAGAACUUUCACAAUAUAUCAAACAGAUGCUCCUAUACAGACUGCUCUGGCAAUGAAGAAACUGAAGAUGUCUCAGGAAUUCUCCAGUGUACGGCUAAUGUACUUGGUUUGAAGUUUGAGGAAAUGCAAGAAAAGUUUGGGGAGGAAUUCUUCAAUAUCUGCUUUGAUGAGAAUGAAAGAGUUCUUCGAGCUGUAGGUGGGACCCUUCAAGACUUCUUCAAUGGCUUUGAUGCUUUGCUGGAGCACAUUAGAACUUCAUUUGGAAGACAGGCCACCCUGGAAUCUCCUUCUUUCCUAUGCAAAGAGCUCCCUGAAGGCAAUCUCAUGCUUCAUUACUUUCAUCCACAUCAGAUUGUGGGAUUUGCAAUGAUGGGAAUGAUAAAGGCAGCAGCCAAGAAGAUUUACCGCUUGGAAGUGGAAGUAGAACAGGUCACUAAUGAUAAGUUGUGUACAGAGGGGACAAACCCAGGUAACUGCAGCUGUCUGACUUUCCUUAUCAAAGAACAUGAAAAUGCAAAUAUCACAAAAGCACUUCCACCGGGAACUUCCCAGUCCCCCUUAGACCUGAGGAUUAGCAUCAGCACCUUCUGCAGAGCUUUCCCCUUUCACCUGAUGUUUGAUCCAAACAUGCUGAUUCUCCAGCUUGGAGAAGGUCUUAGGAAGCAGCUGAGAUGUGACACUCAUAAAACUCUGAAAUUCCAAGACUGCUUUGACAUAGUUUCUCCUAAAAUCAGUGCCACGUUUGAACGAGUUCUCCUGAGAUUAUCUACUCCCUUUGUCAUUCGGACCAAACGUGAGGAUUCUGGCUCUGAAAAUAAAGAUAAGGUGAUGGAAAUUAAAGGACAAAUGAUUCAUGUGCCAGAAUCAAAUUCAAUUUUGUUUCUGGGUUCCCCCUGUGUGGACAAGCUCGAUGAACUGAUGGGCCGAGGCCUCCAUCUUUCGGACAUACCUAUCCAUGAUGCUACUCGUGAUGUCAUACUGGUUGGGGAGCAAGCAAAGGCCCAGGAUGGCUUGAAAAAACGAAUGGAUAAGCUGAAGGCAACGCUAGAAUGCACACACCAAGCCCUGGAAGAGGAGAAAAAGAAAACAGUAGAUCUCCUUAUUUCUAUUUUCCCUGAAGAAGUGGCUCAGCAGUUGUGGCAGGGGCAGCAGGUUCAGGCCAGGAAGUUUGAUGAUGUCACCAUGCUCUUCUCGGACAUUGUUGGCUUCACUGCCAUCUGUGCGCAGUGCACACCCAUGCAGGUCAUCAGCAUGCUGAACGAACUCUACACACGGUUUGACCAUCAGUGUGGAUUUCUGGACAUCUACAAGGUGGAAACAAUAGGUGAUGCAUACUGCGUUGCAGCAGGGCUCCAUAAGAAAAGCCUUAGUCAUGCUAAAGCCAUUGCCCUGAUGGCACUGAAGAUGAUGGAGCUCUCAGAAGAGGUUCUUACUCCAGAUGGGAGCCCUAUUAAGAUGAGGAUAGGCAUUCACUCAGGAUCAGUGCUGGCCGGCGUCGUUGGUGUAAGAAUGCCACGUUAUUGCCUCUUUGGAAACAAUGUCACCCUUGCAAGCAAGUUCGAGUCAGGAAGUCACCCACGCCGCAUCAAUGUCAGUCCAACCACAUACCAGCUUUUGAAAAAGGAAGAAAAUUUUAUUUUUAUCCCUCGUUCCCGUGAAGAGCUUCCAGAAAACUUUCCAAAGGAAAUUCCUGGGAUCUGUUACUUCCUCGAGGUCAAAAGUGGUCAGAAGCCGCCAAAACCCUCCAUCACAUCUGCCAGAGUGAGAAAGGUUUCUUACAACAUUGGCACCAUGUUCCUCCGGGAGACUAGCCUAUGAGGCCUGCUGCAGAUCAAAGACUCGUCAAAAAAGCACAAGCCCAGAACUGGGUCAUGACAGGGGAGUUGGAGGUUCUUUCUGUUUCACUGCCUUGUUCUGAACAAGCAGUAAAAGCUCCAUGUAAUAUCAGGCAAUAAUCAUUUUAGAAGGUGGGUGACUGCUGUCAGUAAACAAAGUGGAGAUAGGGAAAAAAAAAUUAAACAACGUACUUCCACUUCCAGAGGAAUUUCUUUCAUAAACUUCAGUCUGGCCCCUCUCUGACAAACAAAAAGAAACAAAACAAAACCAACCAAACAAAAAAACCCAACUCUCAAAUUAGAGGUUGGUUUUGUUUUGUGCAGAAAGGAUGAUGGUUCUCUGUAGAUUUGCACCAGCUAAGCAGAAUUGAGAGUCAGUUCUGAUUAUGCAUUCCUACAUUUAAUGUGUUCUUCAGUAAGGUAAUGAUGUUUUUUAACUUUAUGAACAAACAUUUCAUACAUAUACUGUACACCUGUUGUAACCUUCCUGGCAGGAGGAAUUAUAAUUCAAUACAAAUAUUGUAGGAAUUUUACCUAUUUUUAUACAUAUUUCACUUUCUGGAUAAUUACAUUCCACAUACUGUAAACUGAGUGAGCUCAGAUAGCUUUUCAGAAGAAGCUACUGUAUAUUUCAUACAUUCUACCUAUCAAACCUUAUUGUUAUACAAGUGGGAAGAAGUCAUUUUUUGACUUUUUUGG
Messenger RNA from Charadrius vociferus (killdeer), 2849 nucleotides. It is a transcript of the gene GUCY1A2, whose product is annotated as guanylate cyclase 1, soluble, alpha 2. Gene Ontology annotation, cellular component: guanylate cyclase complex, soluble. Gene Ontology annotation, molecular function: guanylate cyclase activity; heme binding. The transcript has 9 exons. Gene Ontology annotation, biological process: cGMP biosynthetic process; response to oxygen levels. NCBI's taxonomy places the organism in Eukaryota, Metazoa, Chordata, Aves, Charadriiformes, Charadriidae. The record is from RefSeq and is a predicted model, not a curated record. The coding region runs from base 1 to 2133 and encodes 710 amino acids.